Molecule: messenger RNA, 675 nt
Organism: Prorocentrum cordatum
Lineage: Eukaryota; Dinophyceae; Prorocentrales; Prorocentraceae
Source: the annotation of a GenBank genome assembly
AUGGCCCGCCGCAGCCGCGCCGCCACGCUUGCCUGCCCGGCCCCGCUGGCGGGCGUCUGGGCGGCCUCGCACGCCUUCGUGGCGCCAGGCCGCCGCGCCGCCGCGGCGGCGAGCGCUCCUGAGCAGGCGGCGGGGGGCGCCGUGCCGGCUCUCCGGCAGAGCGUGGCGGAGUUCAUCGCCAUGGCGCUGUCCGUGGCGUUGACACUCGGCUUCGCCACCACGGUGCUGGCCGACUGCACUGGCGCGUACAGCGGCGGGCAGAUCAAUUGCGCCGUGACCUUCGGGCUGGUCCUGGCCGGGCAGCUGAGCCUGGCGGGCUCGGUGGUGGGAGCGCUUGUCCUGAGGGCCGUGUACUCCGACCACUCGAACGACCAGACGGGGGGCCUUGGCUCCAACGGCGUCAGCGAGGGCUUCUCCAAGGGCAGCGCGCUGCUGGGUGAGAUCGUGGGUGCGUUCGUCCUGAUGUAUGUGGUCAUCGAGACCGCGGUGAAUCCAAUGACGGAGGCAAACCGGAUGGUCGCGCCCUUGGCCAUUGGGCUCGCUGUGUUUCUAUGGGUGCUCGAUCAAUCCCACAAGGUCGUUCGGGGUACCCUCAAGGAGAUGUGGAUCUUCUGGCUUGGUCCUCUCCUUGGCGCUGCUCUCUCCGUUCCUGCGUACUUCUUCAUGGUGCAGUGA